Messenger RNA from Agelaius phoeniceus (red-winged blackbird), 963 nucleotides. The record is from RefSeq and is a predicted model, not a curated record. Lineage: Eukaryota; Metazoa; Chordata; Aves; Passeriformes; Icteridae.
AUGGCUCCGUGGCUGCUGUGGCUGCUGCUGGUGACCGGGACCGGGGGGGUCCCCCUUGAGCCCCGGGCGGUACCGGAGCCUCCCCGGGCGGUACCGGAGCCCCCCCGGGAGAUACCGGAGCCCCCCCGGGCGGUACCGGAGCCCCGGGCGGUGUCGGACGCGGAGCUCCGGGAGCUCUCGGAGCAGCUGCUCGCCGCGGACUCGAACCGGGCCGGGCCGGGGCAGCUGGAGCUGAACCUGCAGGGCUCGGGCAGGCUGUUUGCGCGGGUGUCCCCGUCCCUCCUGGCUGUCCCCACGGUCUCGGCGCUCCUGGCCCUGCUGGACAAUUACGAGCAGCGCCCGGGCCGGGCGGAGGCGGAGCCGCCGGAGGAGCUGCAGGAGCAGCAGCGGUUCCUGGAGGCCGCGCUGGCCACGCCGGUGCUGGCGCUGCUCGAGCGCUUCGUGCUCCACAAAGGGCUGUACCCCUCGGCCGAGGCGUUCCGGGCCGAUCUCCACUCCAUGUGGUUUGGGCUCUACUCGCGCUCCGGAGGGAAAGUGCUGGACUCGUGCGGCUUCGAGCACGUGUUCGUGGGGGAGGUGAAGAAGGACGCGGUGUCCGGGUGCCACAACUGGGUGCAGCUGCAGGCGCUGGAGAGCGCGGGGAGGCUGCAGUACCUGGCUGCUCCUGGGACGUGGGCGGCCUUCCCGGACGUGCUGUCGCUGCGGUUCCGCUGGGACGGGCACCUCAAAGCGCGGGGGUCGCUCCUGGUGGGCUCCAGCCCCGAGUUCGACCUGGCGCUGUUCACCCUCUGCUUCCUGGCACGGCCCGGACGCCAGUGCCACAUCAGCCUGGGGGCGAGGCUGCCACCAUCCAGACCUACAGCUGGGACAAGCAGCGCCUGUGGCCUCAGCGUACCCCCUGACCCCACAGUGAACUCCACAGAACCCCCUGACCCCACAGUGAACCCCACAGGACCCCCCUGA